AUGGCAUCUGUGAACCCUCGAGUCUCUAAGAAAGAGUUCAUACUAGCGCUGGGUCUAAACCCCCAUGAUGCACAGCAUGAACAUUAUUACCGAGCGAUGCGAGACGAAACUAUCCUUGUCUACAACCGCAUGAAUAAGGAUACCUCGCAUCUCCUGGACAGUGUUCGCACUGACCCGAACACCCGACCCCCAUUCUUCUGGCAUCAUAUCAUACCUGAAAGACAGACCUGGGCAAUCAGCGAGAUUUAUCGACUCGCCGGCCCCAUCACACGUCCACUUCUUGAUCGCGGUAGAACAAUCGGGAAGUAUGGGCCAAACUGGGUGGCAGGUUGGUUGCUGUAUAGUAUUUUCCGGUCAAGAGAUGUUAGGAAUAAUCGAAACCGACGGAAAGGAGGAAAGGGUGCUGGCAGAGGCAUCGCCAAUGAGAAAGUAGAGCUAACUGAAGAAGCUGCCUCGCCGAAGAGAAUGUACUAUGACCCGGUGCGAAAUAGGACAGCUUAG
Molecule: messenger RNA, 501 nt
Organism: Penicillium manginii
Lineage: Eukaryota; Fungi; Ascomycota; Eurotiomycetes; Eurotiales; Aspergillaceae
Exons: 3
Coding region: 1-501 (166 amino acids)
Source: RefSeq, a predicted model, not a curated record